Molecule: messenger RNA, 858 nt
Organism: Ostreobium quekettii
Lineage: Eukaryota; Viridiplantae; Chlorophyta; Ulvophyceae; Bryopsidales; Ostreobiaceae
Source: the annotation of a GenBank genome assembly
AUGCUGAGAGUGGCCACUGAAGAGCCAGAAUCAGUGCAGCAGGCUCAUGCUGAAGCGACCAUGGUCAACCUGCUGAGCAAUGAUUCCACCGCGGCUGCUGUCCUCCAACGACCAGGUGCCGUGAUGCGUCUGUUACAUUGUGCAGCCACUUCAUCGGACUGCCAGGCACUGAUUCGAGCUCUACUCACUGCCCUGCCAGUGGCGCACUCACAAAAGGCUGUGACUGCAGAUGACAUUGAAGGCUUGUUGGAAUUUCUUCAGAGCGAACACACCAUGGAACUGAAGCAUGUGGCAGCAUCGUACCUGGCCUCGUGGGCUGAAUCCUCUGUUGUAAACUCUCGAAGAAUUGCCAGCUCUGGGAGUGUGAAUGCAAUCUGUCAUGUGGUCAGACAAGUGACAGGGAAGGGCAGAGAGUCGCAUUUGCUCCAGUGCGAAGUGGCCAGGAUUAUGGGUGCCCUUGGUGCCCACUGUGCCAGUAGCAUGGAGCAAUGGGUGAAUCCGCUGGUCUUCAUGCUUGCAGAUGGUGCUGCUACGUCGGACCCCUCCUUGGCACAUGCAGUUGUGAAUGCGUUGGCUACCUGUGCAGCAACUGGCGAUCCAAGUGUACAGAAAGCCCUGGCCAACAGCACGCUUUGGCCACUUCUGCACACGAUUGCAAAGGAGGGGUGUGGACAGCUCAAAUGUGCAGCAAUACCCGUAGUAGGCGCUCUGGCUAGCGGCGGCAUCCCAGUGUGUGAGAGUGAAGCAGACUACUGGACAGAGACAUUGCUGGGAUGGGUGACAGGGAAUGAGUCUGAGGACUGUCUUGUUGCCACAAGCACUGCUGCUCUGGCAGGUAAGGAAUGGCUUAUAUGUUGA